Messenger RNA from Sardina pilchardus (European sardine), 4245 nucleotides. It is a transcript of the gene ptk2ab, whose product is annotated as protein tyrosine kinase 2ab. Gene Ontology annotation, molecular function: ATP binding; protein tyrosine kinase activity. Gene Ontology annotation, biological process: signal complex assembly; protein phosphorylation. Gene Ontology annotation, cellular component: focal adhesion; cytoskeleton. The transcript has 35 exons. The record is from RefSeq and is a predicted model, not a curated record. The coding region runs from base 160 to 3513 and encodes 1117 amino acids. Lineage: Eukaryota; Metazoa; Chordata; Actinopteri; Clupeiformes; Clupeidae.
CAGCAUGUUCUCUUGCCGUCUCAAGCAGCAAGCUGGAAACCUUAAAAUCUCAAGUCUGAAGAUAAGAACAGUAAGAUAAGGGUGUUUAAGGGGUUGUUUUAAGCUGGUCUUCAGAUUGUCGGUUGGAGAGGCCCUCCUGCCUGAUUCCACGGCAGCACCAUGCAGUUCUGGAGCCUUCUCAGCUGUGCACAGGGAGAUAUUUCAAGAAUAUCACAAUACUACUCAGAAUAUGACGGACACCUAGCACCCACUAAAGGGAUGGCGGCGGCUUACCUGGACCCCAACCUGAACCAUGCGCUGUGUUCAGGGGUCAAGCCCCGGCUCAGUGCAGGGAUGGAGCGGCCUGCGGGGGCGCUGGAGCGGGUGCUCAAGGUCUUCCACUACUUUGAGAGCAGCAGCGAGCCGUGCACCUGGGCCAGCAACAUCCGCCACGGCGACGCCACCGACAUCAGGGGGGUCAUCCAGAAGAUCCUGGACAUCCACAAGGUGAAGUGCGUCUCCUGCUUCGGCCUGCGCCUCAGCCACCUCAAGACGGGCGAGGUCCACUGGCUGCACCCUGACCUGGGCGUGUCCCACGUGCGGGAGCGCUACGAGCGCAUGCACCCCCAGGAGGAGUGCAGGUAUGAGCUGCGGAUACGCUACUUGCCCAAAGGAUUCCUGAACCAGUUCACAGAAGACCAGCCCACGCUCAACUACUUCUAUCACCAGGUUAAAAGUGACUAUAUCAUGGAAACAGGGGAUCAGGUAGAUCAGGACAUUGCACUUAAACUGGGCUGUCUUGAGAUCAGGAGGUUUUUUCGGGACAUGAGAGGGAAUGCACUGGACAAGAAGUCCAAUUAUGAAUUAUUAGAAAAGGACGUGGGACUGAGAAGAUUCUUCCCCAAGGGGCUGCUGGAGUCUGUCAAGGCAAAAACACUGCGCAAGUUGAUCCAGCAGACCUUCAAACAGUUUGCCAAUCUCAACGAUGCACAGUGCAUCCUCAAGUUCUUUGAGAUCCUUUCGCCAAUCCACAGAUUUGACAAAGAAUGUUUGAAGUGUGCUCUGGGGUCCAGCUGGGUCAUAUCAGUGGAGCUGGUCAUCGGCCCUGAGGAGGGCAUCAGUUACCUCACAGACAAGGGCUCCACUCCCACACACCUGGCCAACUUCACGCAGGUGCAGAGCAUCCAGUACUCGGGCCUGGAGGAGCGCGAGAGGAAGGGCAUGCUGCUGCUGGACGUGGCCGGUGCCCCAGAGCCUCUGACGAUCAUCACGUCGUGUCUGACCACAGCGGAGAACCUGGCUGACCUGAUCGAUGGCUACUGCCGCCUGGUCCACGGGGCGUCGCGGUCCUUCAUCGUCCGAGUGCACAAAGAGGGAGAGAGAGCCCUGCCCUCCAUUCCCAAAUCCACCGCAAAAGUGUCCAACCAUGACAAGCGCUUAGAGGGGGUCAGGACGAGGGCCAUCUCCGUCUCAGAGGACAUAAGCGGGGACGAAACGGAUGACUACGCUGAGAUCAUAGAUGAGGAGGACACCUACACCAUGCCAUCCAAGUACUAUGGAUUAGAUGAAGCCCGAGAUUAUGAGAUCCAGAGGGACCGGAUCGAGCUGGGCCGCUGCAUUGGGGAGGGUCAGUUUGGAGACGUCCACCAAGGAGUAUACCUCAGCACGGAGAACCCUGCGCUGGCGGUAGCCAUUAAGACGUGCAAGAACUGCACCUCAGACAGCGUGCGGGAGAAGUUCCUGCAGGAGGCCUUGACCAUGCGGCAGUUUGAUCACCCCCACAUUGUGAAGCUGAUUGGCGUGAUCACAGAGACUCCUGUGUGGAUCAUCAUGGAGCUGUGUACCCUGGGUGAGCUCCGCUCCUUCCUCCAGGUCAGGAAGUACAACCUGGACCUGGCCUCACUCAUCCUCUUCUCCUACCAGCUCAGCGCCGCGCUGGCCUACCUGGAGAGCAAGCGCUUUGUACAUAGAGAUAUAGCUGCUAGAAAUGUCCUGGUGUCCAACAUGGAUUGUGUGAAGCUGGGAGACUUUGGCCUGUCAAGAUACAUGGAGGAUAGUUCAUAUUAUAAAGCUUCUAAAGGGAAACUUCCAAUUAAAUGGAUGGCACCAGAAUCCAUAAACUUCAGACGUUUUACCUCAGCCAGUGACGUGUGGAUGUUUGGUGUCUGCAUGUGGGAGAUCCUCAUGUAUGGGGUUAAGCCCUUCCAGGGGGUGAAGAACAAUGACGUCAUCGGCCGUAUCGAAAAUGGCGAACGGCUAGCCAUGCCCCACAACUGCCCCCCUACCCUCUACAGCCUGAUGACCAAGUGCUGGGCCUACGACCCCAGCAAGAGACCUCGCUUCACCGAGCUCAAGGCUCAGCUCUGCACCAUCCUGGCCGAGGAGAAGGCCCAGCAAGAGGAGCGCAACCGCAUGGAGAUGAGGCGGCAGGUGACCGUGUCCUGGGACUCGGGAGGGUCCGACGAGGCGCCGCCCAAAGUUUGGCCUCGAGACGCUGUCUAUGAACGGGUGUUUCAGCCCAGCAGGCCUGGUUACCCCAGCCCCCGCUCCAGUGAAGGAUUCUACCCCAGCCCCCAGCACAUGGGCCAGCACAACCACUACCCGAUGUCCGGUUACCCCGGCGCUCACGGAGUCCCACACAUGCACAGUGGAGGGUACCCGCCUCAGGCGUCCGGUCUGGACACGCACGACGGCUGGAACCAUCACAGACCCCCGCAGGAGGUGCCCAUGUGGUCGCCCAAAAUGGAGGAGGGCGGUGCUCUGGACAUGCGGGGUCUGGGGCAGGGCCUCCCUCAGCACCUGAUGGAGGAGCAGCUGAUGCUGCAGCAGCAGCAGAUGGAGGAGGACCAGCGCUGGCUGGAGCAGGAGGAGCGCUUCCUGAAGCCCGACUCAAGGGCCAGCAUCGACAGAGAAGACUGCAGUCACCAGGGUCCAACAGGAAACCAGCACAUCUACCAGCCUGUAGGCAUUAGCAAACCAGAGCAUGCAGCUCCACCCAAGAAGCCCCCACGGCCUGGAGCCCCCAGUCACCUGGGGAGUGUGGCCAGUCUCAACCCAGUGGACAGCUACAACGAGGGGGUGAAGAUCCAGCCUCAGGAGAUCAACCCUCCUCCCACGGCCAAUCUGGACCGCUCCAAUGAUAAGGUGUAUGAGAAUGUGACGGGGCUGGUCAAGGCGGUCAUCGAGAUGUCCAGUAAGAUCCAGCCUGCUCCUCCGGAGGAGUACGUGCCCAUGGUUAAGGAAGUGGGUUUAGCUCUGAGAACGCUCCUGGCUACUGUUGAUGAGACGAUCCCCACACUCCCAGCUAGCACACAUCGAGAGAUUGAGAUGGCCCAGAAGCUGCUCAACUCCGACCUGGCGGAGCUGAUCAACAAGAUGAAGCUGGCGCAGCAGUACGUCAUGACCAGCCUGCAGCAGGACUACAAGAAGCAGAUGCUGACGGCCGCGCACGCCCUGGCCGUGGACGCCAAGAACCUCCUGGACGUCAUCGACCAGGCGCGCCUCAAGUUGAUGGGCCAGCCGCGGCCCCUCUAGGACUGACCUGUUCGCUGAAGGGUCGCAGGCCCACAAGGGGGACGGGCAGCCUGUUCUUGGUGGACAGAGCCUGGCACUGAAGCGGGCAGGUGGCCACCCUCCCCCAGACGGCCUCACACCAGCAUGUAGGACUCCACAUGGGAUCCUUGAGAAAGAGGAAACGCGGAGAUACACGACUUCCAACAAACUAACUACUGACUGACUCCUCUGCCACACCAGAUGAACAGACUUCUGGCUGAUGGCAAGGCUGCUGUAAUCUAUGUGUGUGUGUGUGUGUGUGUGUAAGCGUGUGCGUGUGUAUAUAAGCAUGUAUGUAUGUAUGUAUGUAUGUAUGUAUGUAUUGGUGUAUGCGUGUAUGCGUGUGUGUGUGUGUGUGUGUGUGUGUGUGUGUCUGUGCGUGUGUGUGUGUGUGUGUGUGUACUUUGGUUGUGUUGCUCAAAGGCCAAGUGCCAUUCCGGAGUUAAAAUGUUUCAUCACCUGGAUCAGGGUGAAGGAGCCUGAAUGGAUUAACUGGAACGUUUGCACUGAUCACCCGGUGAAACUCUGAGACUCCCACUCACACUGUCAGUAUCAGUCACCUGUCAGCGUGUGUCCAUGUCAGCUCAAAGCCAGACAGACCUGGCCAUCUCCAAACCUACUAAAGCAACUGAGUAAAUAAAUCCAUCACAAAGUAAUGAAGGAUGUACUGAAUUCUGAUUGUUUUAACUUCGAGAUAAAUGCAUUUGAACAGUG